Cydia splendana is the source of this 1713-nucleotide messenger RNA. RefSeq lists its product as uncharacterized. The record is from RefSeq and is a predicted model, not a curated record. The transcript has 7 exons. Gene Ontology annotation, biological process: cell-matrix adhesion. The coding region runs from base 110 to 1054 and encodes 314 amino acids. Gene Ontology annotation, cellular component: basement membrane. NCBI's taxonomy places the organism in Eukaryota, Metazoa, Arthropoda, Insecta, Lepidoptera, Tortricidae.
GUCAGGUACUUAAAACAGUGCACUUGAGAUAAAAGAUAAUUCAAUCGGCUUGCAAUUAUGCACUCAGGUUCAAUAUUCAGUGUAUUUCGAUACAUAGAAAACGUAAAACAUGUUUAAUUUGUUACUGUCAAGCGUUUCACUAAUUUGUUUGGUAAAUUCGGCGAUGUCGCAACAUUCCAAAUGCGCGGGUUGUGUAUCGGAUUUGAAGGAAAGCGAUUGUGCAAAAGGAGAAUUUUUACAGUACGAACCUGGAGUGUUAUUCGGAUGCUGUCCAGUUUGUCGUCCCGGCAUACCCGUACCUGGCAAGUGCAGACCCCCCGCCAGCUGUCUGGCCGACGGGAGUUACGCGCCCGUGCAAUGCAAGGGAGAUUUGUUCACAGGGAGAUGUUUCUGCUCCGACCGCAGUGGGAACAGAAUAUUUGGACAAAUGUGGAGAGGCCAAGCGAAGAACAUGACGUGCGCGUGUAGUAGGCGAAGAGCAGAAUUGGAAGCAUCCAAGAAGCGAGCUGUUACGCUCCACUGCACACCCACUGGCGACUACGAGCCUCUACAGUGCGACAACGGACUCUGCUGGUGUGCGCAACCGAGGAGUGGCCAACCUACAGUGCUACCUGUGCUUCAGACAAAUAUGAAACUGCUUCCUUGCUACAAUACUGUCGGCAUGGGUGAAAGUUACCUAAGAAGAUGUGAAAGCGCGGUUCUGGCUUUGGUUGAGAUUCACAAGGAGCAAUCAGAACAUGGAACUACGUACUUGAGCAACUCCUUAACACUCUGCGAUUAUGACGGAAGUUAUGGGGCUUAUAAAAUUCAAGGCACAAGUGCUUACUGUACGGGCCGAGACGGUGCCAUUCUAGGAGCAUGGUCGGUCGAAUUAAGCAAGGUAGCCGGAAUGAAUUGCAAUUGUGCUCGCGACACGUCCAUAUAUUUCCCGGGCGCAGGGAUGACGGUGGCGGAGACGUGCGAGAGCAAUGGCAACUACAGGACGCACCAAAACAUCGGCGACUACUGGUACUGCGUGGACUCGGACGGCUACCCGAUCGAUUGCACUGCAUAAAUAAUGUUGGCAUCGGAUUCAUUGCGAUUUAGGAAAUACUUGCGAACAUGCGCGUUCAAUUUAAAAAAAACUUUGUUGAUUGGAGUUCGCGAAAUAUAACCCGCGACAAGGCCUUCUGCAGCGAUGUCAAAUUUUAGAUAAUCUUGGCACAAAUCAUGGAACGAUGGAUAAUUUUCCAAAUACCAUAAAUAUCAAUAAAAACAGCGUUGUAAAAAGAGCAUCGUAAUUUACACUUCCAACUUUAUUUAUUGCAUUUCUAAUGUUUAGUUCGUGCUCGUUUCUUCAGACGUUUAUUAAAUAUGAUGAUGACGAUAUUGUGCAUACACUCAUGCAUUGUUCUUGAAAAAUAUUCUACAAACAAGACGAUGCUACUAGAUCAACUCAAGACGGAGCAAAUCAACACAAAAGCAAAAACAACAAGUAAAGCGUUAGGAUUUUUGUCAAAAAUAUACAUAGUUAAUGCAAUUUAGUGUAAAAAAAAAUCGAAUUUCCUUGCAGUCAAGAACUAUCGCGAUAAUUUUAAGAAUAACAAAAUGCAAUCGUUACGGCCACAUGGCACAUACAUUACAUUCGAUGGUACCAUCCAUACAUUGCAUCGCCUCCUAAUAUAAAGUAAAGCUUGUUUUCUUUAAUAAGCCUUUUGGCUGUAGUUUCAUUGA